AGGCCAAAAAUGGACCCAGCAUUUUGAUGCCCCCCACAAGGUGAUUCCCUGGGCAGCUGUCCACCUUGCCCAAUGGGCAUUACGCCAGGGGAGGUUAUUUUUGUUUUGCCACAAGCAUUUCAAAAAUAGUAAAAUUGCUCUGGUGAUUGUGUUCGUGUGUAUGAGAGUGUGUGUGUAAAUGAGUGAUGGCUGGUGACAUUACAAGUGCUAGCCAAUUCAUGCCUUGCACUACAGCUGCUCCCCAUUUCAUUUUUCUCUAGAAAUAAUGAAUGUUUCUGAAGUUGAAAUACCUCUGAGAGAUUCCACACACUUCUAUAAGAGUUCCAGUUUUCAUUAUAGCCCACUUUCCUAGUAGAGUUGCUAUCCUUUCAGAAAUAUAUUUGUUCAAGUUGUUUAGGGGAAAAAACCUGCCAGGUAUCAUAAAGCCAUUAAAACAACUUUUUCUCCAUUUCAAAAUGAACCAUGCUGAAAGCUUGCAGAACUGUGUUUUUUUCCAGCAAAUUCCUAAAGAGAAGUAUGCUAGCACUUAACCUGAAAUGCUUCCAAAUCGCUGCAUUCACUCUUUAAAUCAUAAAAUUAUGUAUGGCAAACACAGUUUAAAAAAACCAGUCUCCCUCUUAUUGGCUCCAAUAUCCUUUUAAAAAAAAAAAAAAAACCUUUUUAUUUUGAUGUGUUAAAAAUGAGAAGUCUUUUAUUUUGUUUUGCUGUGAUUGAUUGUACUAAUUUGAAGAGGGAUGGUGAAGUUUGUGUCUUGUAUAACUUUACCUCUGUCUCUUAGGGUAGCUCUCCUUUAUGUAAGUGUGCUGAGGGUAGAUAUUUUUCCUCCCAAUGAAAUUCAAAGGGUGUGUCCAUUUGUUCACUCUGCAGCUGUCAGGAUCUAUUCAUACAUCAUAAUGGGGGCUGUUGACAGCUGAUGUUUCAAACUUUACUGCUUUUCCCUCUGGGGCUAUUCAUGAACUGAGCGCUGGGAGAGACAGUCUGUGGGUUUUACAGUCUCCAUUUCUGGAAACCUGGAAUAAAAGAAAGACUAGCACAUACACUCUGCCUCUCUGGUACGUGAUAUGAAAUGGAUUCAAAAAUGUUACAGAGCAAGCAUUUUGAAUCAGAUGAGUUAUCUCAAAUGCCAGAACAGGAAAAUGGACAAAACGGAGAUGAGCAGAUAGCUGCAGAAAUCAUAGGAAGACGUUUCUGUCCUUCGCUGAUAACCACCCGACCCUGGGAAAGAUUCCAUUUUAUUGGACAUGAGAUAGAGAUAACAGAAGCCACUGACAGUUAUGGAGCUGUGGUUUGGACUUCGGCUCUUGUUCUGUGCCACUUUUUGGAAACGAAUGUGACCUCAUAUAGCAUGGUUGAUAAAAAUGUCAUUGAAAUCGGAGCUGGAACAGGCCUGGUCUCAAUAGUAGCUAGUUUCCUUGGUGCCCACGUGACUGCCACUGACCUGCCUGACAUGCUAGGAAACCUUCAGUACAAUGUUUUCAGAAACACAAAGAUGAGAUGCAAACAUCAGCCUCAAGUGAAAGAACUAUUUUGGGGACUUGACUUGGAGAAGACAUUCCCCCGGUCUUUGUGCCAGUUUGACUACAUCUUGGCUGCUGAUGUUGUCUAUCACCACCCUUAUCUGGAUGAGCUCCUCCUCACCUUUGACCACUUGUGUCAGGACAACACAGUCAUCCUUUGGGCCAUGCAGUUUCGGCAGGAGAAAGAAAACCGGUUUGUGGACAGAGUCCAGAACCUGUUUGACCUGGAAGUGAUUUCUGACUUUCCCAGUUUAAACAUAACCCUGUUUAAGGCAGAGAGAAGACGCAAUGUGAAAUGGUCUCCAGUGACUGCAUCCUGAUUGUUAAUGAAUUGGUUGUUCACUUAACCUAAUAGAUAGCUAGGCUUAGGGACAAACAAAAUGCAGUGUGAGGAGGUCCAUGACUGGAUCUUCCCAUGGUGUCUAAAGUUAAAUGCAACAAUUGGGAAGGAAAUUGGAUGGGGAUCAUGACAUCAGGUUUUUGUUUUUGUUUAUGCUUUUUUCCCCUGGUGUAAAUUUUCUAUUUCAGAACACCUCUUCCCCUGUGUUCCUUGUUAAGUAGAGGAGAACACAUAGAUACCAUUUAGGGCUGUAUGUAAAGGGAAUUUGCAAGAGGAAAAUUACAUAGUGGGGAGAGUUAAAUUCCCCUCACAAGAACUACAGCCUUAUUUGAUUCAGCUUUCCAUCAGUUGCUGUUUACAGACAUGUGGGGAAAUCCAAGUGAUUCUGUACCCACAAGGGUUUGUGUUUGCGUAUUAUUGUUAAGCAUGGUAGAAAGCUGAUCCCACACCUGCAGCCUUUAGUCCAGUCCGCAUCAGAUCUUUUCUGUGAGCCUGUUGCUGCCAAUGUGUGUUAGCUCUCAGAUUCACACUGGCCUUUGGAUAUACAAAUGUUAAGACUUCAGACUUGGAGACACAACCAGUUGUAAUGGGACCUGUACAGCUUUUCUUCCUCCUUACCAGAAACAAGUCAUGACAGACUAAUCUCAUCUCUUGGGUUUUUUUGAUAGAGUGACAGACUUGGUAGAUGAAGGGAAUGUUGUGGAUGUAGCAUACCUUGAUUUUAGUAAGGGUUUGACAAGGUGCCCCAUGAUAUUCUUGCAAGCAAGCUGGAAAGAUGUGGACUACACAGUGCAACUGUUAGAUGGGUGUUGGAAGUUGUUGAAAAAGAAAAAUGCUGGAUACCUCCCUAAUAAAUUUCCUUGCCCAAACAAA
Sphaerodactylus townsendi is the source of this 2730-nucleotide messenger RNA. Its product is annotated as protein-lysine methyltransferase METTL21E-like. Gene Ontology annotation, cellular component: cytosol; cytoplasm. The record is from RefSeq and is a predicted model, not a curated record. Gene Ontology annotation, molecular function: protein-lysine N-methyltransferase activity. Bases 1067 to 1837 code for a protein of 256 amino acids. Lineage: Eukaryota; Metazoa; Chordata; Lepidosauria; Squamata; Sphaerodactylidae. Gene Ontology annotation, biological process: peptidyl-lysine methylation. The transcript is spliced from 5 exons.